AUGGCUGAAAAGCGAAAACUGUUAGCAGAAAUCGAAAAAUGUUUCAAAAAGGUACAGCACUUUCAGUGUCCAUCAGAAUCAGUUCAAUUUCGUAAUUUCAGAUCGACGAGGGUGUCGAGUUGUUCGAAGAAACGAUGGAAAAGAUGCACGAGGCAAACAGUGACAAUCAGCGAGACAAAUAUCAGGAUGACCUAAAAAAGGAAAUCAAAAAACUGCAGAGGCUUCGAGAUCAGGUCAAAAAUUGGCAGAAUGCCAGUGAAAUCAAGGUUUUGACAAUGAGAAUAAAGAUUUUGAAACGGAAAUAUCCGGGGUUCAGGAUAAGGAAAAGCUGAACGCGUACCGCAAGACGAUUGAGCAGCGAAUGGAGCAGUUCAAGGACGUCGAACGGGAAAACAAAACAAAGCCGCACAGCAAAUUGGUAAGAAAAGGCGAUUCUGGCGCAUGGUGACGGAAAUUAACAUGAAAAUAGAAAAGUAGAGCGAGAAAAAACCACAAGGGAACGGACAAAUCUAUUGAAUUUGUGUUGAAAGCCCACAGGAAAAAAGAAAUAACAUUUUCAACUUCCGACGAGCAAAAGUGCAGGAAAUGAAAGAAAACUAACCAUUUUUCUGACGGAAAAAUCAUAUUUUGACUUGUGAGCCUCACAAAUUCGAUACGAAAUCAAUGAAACGUCGGAAAACGCCCACUCCUUUUGCCGCGCCAAUAGCGUGUGAAACGACGAUGAUUCCACAUCAUUCGACAAUAUUUAGAUAGGGGAGUGGGUGAUGGGAAUAUUAAAAUCAUGACACAAAUAAAGUGACAUUUUUAGGGUCUGUCGGCCGAAGAAAAGCUGGACCCAAAGGAGAAAGAGAAAUCGGACACGAUGGAUUGGAUCCAACAUCAAUUGAGAUCUCUGAACGAGGAAGUCGAUCGGACCGAAAUGCAACUGGAAUCCCUUGCCACCACGGACAUUGGAAAGGGAAAGCGUGGCAAAAAAGAGGACGCGCGGGCGAAAAACGAACGGGAAAAGCGCGUGGAAGCACUGAAACACCACCUCGAACGGAUAAACUUCCAUAUUGAGAAGUUGGAGGUGGAAAAAAGACAAAAAUAAUGUUGAAAUCGGCGGGUUUUUGUAGAUUUGCAUGCGAAUGGUGAGCAACGAGAGUAUAAGUGCGAAAAAAGUGCACGACACGCUGAAAGAAUCGAUAGAAGCGUACGUGGAAAUGAUGGCGGAAAACCAGGGCGACCUGGGCGACGAUUACGAUCCGGAGGACGCCUACGACGAGCUGAACCUCGACAAACUGUGCCAGCAAAUCGGCGGAAUCAAUAUGCUCUCGGUGGACGAGGACCAUCGGGAAAACGGCCACGAGCUGGGCAUCGACACGGACACGGGCGCCGUUUCUGGCUCACGGCACGGAUCCGCCGAGAACGGACAGCCUCCGAGCCCGGCAGGAAGACGCGUCGGCGCACCGCUCAGCAUGCCUUCGCCGCAUUCUGUGGCCGCCGCGGUCACGUCGACGCCCGAACUGAAACGGUUGACGAGCAAGUGAGCAAAAGGGCGAAAGAGCCGGCAAAACAAUGUUGUAGUUCUUUCAGAGAUUCAUCCGUCGAUCGACCGAGGACGCCGCCCGUGACGCCUGGUAAGCAGGGAAAAUGGUUAAAUGAAAUGAAAGAGGGGGAGGGAAGGUCUCGCCACGAAAGUACACUUUUCGAUGAAUUGUUACUCUUUUUGGUACAAUGUCUACGAAGACGGAAAUUUUCAGCGUCGGCUCCCCCACCGCCAGGCAUACCGUACAACUCCGUCGCCGCCGGACGAUCCACGACCACUCCGAUCCCUUCGACGCCCGUUUCGACCAUCAACUCGCCGGCCGCCAUUUCGUUUGCCACUUCGGCCGCUCCGUCUCCGAUCACGAUUAAUAAGACAUCGUCGGCUUCUUCGUAAGCAUCCAUUUAGGCUUAAAAUGAUAAGAUUGAUACUUUCAGCACUACGGGAAGCACGUCGAAUAAUGAAAUUCGUAAUAAUGAGGUAAGAAUGUACAGAGUAGAAAUUAGAGAAAAUAGAGUUAGAAGUGAGAGGAAGGUCUGUAAUAAAAUGAGGAUAAACUUAGAAGCAGGAGGAUGAAAAGAGCAGAGGGUCGGAAGGUUCGAAAUCCUCGCGAGUGUCUUCUGAAUCGUGCCCGACGGCUCCAGAGGAGAAAGCAUCGGAGAAGUCAUCACUUUCUUCCGAACUGUCGUCCUCCAUUGAGGAGAAAGAGCAGGAGGAGGUGACCGAUUGAGUGCUUGUGAUUGUUGUUGUGAGCUUCCGGCAUGGUUAGAGCAGCAGUACGUGUGCGUGCAUAUAAUACUAGUAGAAUGGUUUUCCUUUUAGAAUAGAAUAUUUUUGUAAAGCAAAAAUUUUCAUUGGAAUCGGCAGAUUGAAAAGAAGGAAAACUGUAAUGUUCUAUCAGCCGUGGAGAGUCUUUUCGUAUUUCCAAUCAAAAAAGCGUUUUUUAUUGAGAAAAUUUAGUUUGGCAAAUCAGUCCGAGUGUGACUAGAGAUGCACCGGACAAACUGAUCUCAUCCUCAUACGAAUGCACCGCCGAUCAGAGUGCAUAAUUUAUGCAAUAGUUGAGAGAUUGAAGGGCAAUGAACGGACACAGAAAGCUGGCGGUGCGUAGCAACUGCGAGAAGAGAUGCCCGAAAUGGGAGGGAUGGCUCGCUUCAUUCGGUCGUCAGAGCCAGAUUUAUGACGGUGAAAACUGCGAAGAGCUCUGCCGGCGGAAAGCAAGCGUUGUAUAGUAAAGGAGGGGUGAAGGGAAGCAGAUUCGAAAUUAUGUUUUUAAUGUAAAACGACACAAAUCUAGACGAUUGCCACAGAAUUUUGAGAACCGCGCUCUACCGGCAAUCGGCACUAAAUCACCGUAGAGUGCAACUCUUCUGCGGCCAACAGUAGCUUGCUUUUGCUUUCACAGACUUGCACCCCCAUAGUUCCUUUAGUAAAAGAGUGAUGACUCAUAACUUUUGUACUUUCUCAUGUGUCAGAGCGGACAAAGCUGCGCUUGGAACGCUCUGACACGAAAGUAUAAAAGUUGAGAGCCCGUCCGUCUUCUGCUCGACACGUUCUCUCCAACCGCCUCUUUUUGCAGAUUCCCCAGACGCUGGUGAAGAAAGAGAGUGUGACGGCGGUCGCUACGACGCCUUCUCGGGGUUCCACGACAACGACGACGACGGUAGCCGAGCCGCUCGAACCGCCCAUCCAGCUACCACCCGUCCAGCAGACUCAAACAACUACGACGGCUCAGACAACGAUAACAACGACGACGACGGUUCAGACAACGGACAACAAUUUGAAUGGUAAGAAAGGAACCGGUGCGAGCAUUGUGUACGAGCGUCGCAAGUUGGACACAGUGACCUAUGGAAUGGACGGUCCGGUCCGCGCUUCUCUCUCUCCCGCGAUGACUCAUGUGCAUACAGUUUUUGUACAGCGCAAGGACAAAAAAAAGAGAGCAAAUGGAAUUGGAUACAAUUUGCAGAUGGAGAAGAAAAGAUGGGCGGGCGGUCUUUUGAUUAGGUGCACUUUCGUAUUGAGGAAGAAAGCGCCGAGUCUGAGCUGCCAUUUUGGCUGGUUUCCGACGGCCAGAAGGAAAAGGGCCUCGAAAAUGAAGUGUCUUCUCAUUUGAUCUACUCAAUCUUGGACUCGACACGUUUUGACCUACCCUUAUGGAUUUGUCAUCAUAUUUGGCGCUAUUUUAAAAUUUAUCGUCGAUCUGCUCGCACUCGCAAACCCCUUCUCCGCUCGUGCCGUUCGGCUGCUCUUUUAGACUUUUCUUCCGUUCCCCUCGCUCUGUCUCUCUGUUUUCGCCCACCUUUAUUCUCGGCGCCAACGCGGCAACCACAGCGACCAGCAUGCGAGCAGCGAAUGGACCAGGAGAGAGAGAGAGAGAAAGGGAAAGGGCAAGUAUCUUUUGGAGCGGCGACGCCGGUGUCUUGCUCUCAAUGGCCCUCUCCCAUAUUUGUCCGUUCGGCGCCGCCCAUUCUGUGUCUGGCCUCCUUACCAUCCGGUCCAACUCUUUUUGAGCCUAUCUCCUUCUAAGAAGGGCCUUCUCCGGUCGUAAAAUGAGCGCUCUGUUUGCCGCGAACCCUGUCUGAGAUGCAGCUGUCGCCAGGCAUAAUGAUGUGGUUCAACCGAUGUCAGGUGCAAUGCCCAGCUUGACAUUUAAAGGAGAGCUCUUGACGAAAUUAGAAAAAUUUUAGUCCUACUGCCCUAGAUUUGAGAAGCACUGAUCUCUCGGAGUGCACAAUAGUCGGUCUCGUUCGCGAUCCAGUUCCUCAUUCAUCCGGCGCCUUUGUCAUAGUCACAUGUUUUGUUGUCGUCACACCCCAAACACAGAUCAGAGAACAGCAGUGUCGAGGAAAACGAGACGAGUUCAUCACUUUCCCUCUUGACCCUGUUCUCCUCUUUCCCAUCUUCAUCCUAUUUUUCUCGUCGCCUCCCGCCGGAUACCUCCGUGUCUUCAUCUCGAAACGAUCUCUCCUUUUCCGUCUUCUCCGCCCACGCACACCGCUCUUUUUUCAUUCAUUCAUAGCCUAUUCUGCGGUCCCGAAAUGGGGCUUCUCGUGACGUCAUCAACGGAGCCCUUGCGCCCUAACACAUCUGUUAGUAAUCGGAGCACCAUAAUGAAGAGAAAAGAGAGGAAAAGGAGAAAUUUCGCAGUUGGCCUCAUCUCGUCCCGGCUGCCUUUGCAACUGAUUUCUUUUUUUCGCGUUCGCUUCUCUGUACUGGCCUGUGCUCGGAGAGCAUUUGCAGCAAGAGAAGCAUUCCUCAAGAGAUUGCAUCACUUCCCGCUUUUCCGUCACCGCCGAGCACUCGAUGUGCUCUUUGCCCUCAAUUUAGUCGAAGAGCCCCUGUUCCAGUUCAUUUGGGCUCCGGAGCUCAGAGCUCUAGACUGCUCGCCGAUUGUAGCCAGACAGAGACAGUCUUUAUCAUUUUCUGAACUAUCGAUCACUCUGCCCCUCACAUGUUUUAUGCGUCUCUUCCCAAUCGUCCGUUCGCCCGCACUUUGUUUGAUUUUUUCUCGUCGUUCUCUCCGUGCCUGGGUCUCGCCACGAACAGUGCUUUCGGCGAGCGUCAGCCGCGUGGCGCCGCGUCUAGUUUGUGUGGCUGCUGAUGCUGCUGCUUUUGUACGCAGUGACUAUACACUGAUGUUUUCGUCUGCCUGUUUUCAGCCCCUGCCCCUCUCUUUUCUCCUUUGCUUCUCUCUUCGAAAUCGUCUUUAGAAACCUCCCAGCCACUAAUUACGUGAGGAUUUUGCUGUUUAGGAAAAUGACGGCGACAGAAAGAUUUAUGGGCGGCCUUGAGGCUUUUUCUGAAAGGCGUAAAAAAGAUAAUCGGUGCGCUUAGGGGUGGCGCCUGAAGAAAGAACAGCUGUCCUGCCCGCCGCUCCCCCGAAUCGCUUGCCUAGUUUUUGUUCGCUCGUAGAAGGGCAGAUGGCUUCUGCUCCUUUUUGGUCCUUUACUCAUCGGAUAUUCAAAGCAGCCGCGCCGCCUCAUUCGCCUCUUCCUUCUUUUCCGACGUCUUCUGCAUUUCUCAUUUUCAUUUUGCUGCCCACAACAUCAUUGUGUCCUUUUUUGUUGCCAGAAGAAGUUAAUUGAAGAGGCAGCGUGAUCUAAUGAAAACGGGGGCGAAUGUUUGCGGGCUAAAAAGUUGAAAAGUUUGGCCGCCCGUAUCAUUAUACUUUUCCAAAUGGUUAACUCCCUUUCUUAUCAGUAUUUUCAGGGGAGGCGACGACUGUCAGUGGUGCUCGCUCGACUCCUCAGGCAAUGCUCGGCGGCAUUCCAUCCGACGAUCCGGCCAUCCAGGCGGCCCUCCAUGGCCUGGCCUCACAGCCGCAACAGACUUCGACGGCUCCGAAACGAGCGCACAUUCCGGCGUGGCUGGGCGCUUCGCCGCUCGGAAGGACAUCGAUGAAUCAGGAGUUUGACGGGCAGCUGGCGGCGCUCGAGUUGGCUUGCGCAAAGACGACGUUCCCGUUGGACAGCGAAAAGCCGCGCAACUACCUCUCGAAGGUGCCGUUCCCGGUGCCCAGUUGGUACGGACAGGUGAGCAGAAAGAUUCGGAAGAUUUAAUUUUGAAUACAUUUGUUUUAGAUGGCUCCGAACACAUCGGACAGUCUGGAGUACUACCUGCGUCUGGCGCCGGAUACGCUCUUCUUCAUCUUCUAUUACAUGGAAGGCACUCGGGCUCAAUUGCUGGCCGCGAAGGCACUCAAGAAGCUGUCGUGGCGCUUCCACACCAAGUAUUUGACGUGGUUCCAACGACACGAGGAGCCGAAGCAGAUAACUGACGACUAUGAACAGGUGAGCACAUUGACAGGCUGGAAGUGAGCAUGUGUGCGUUUUUCAGGGAACAUACGUGUAUUUCGAUUUCGAGAAAUGGUCUCAACGCAAGAAGGAAUCGUUCACCUUCGAGUACAAGUUCCUCGAGGACAAAGAGUUCGACUAG
Messenger RNA from Caenorhabditis sp. 36 PRJEB53466, 6460 nucleotides. The record is from the annotation of a GenBank genome assembly. NCBI's taxonomy places the organism in Eukaryota, Metazoa, Nematoda, Chromadorea, Rhabditida, Rhabditidae.